AUGACAGCACACAAGCACCCGUCCCUCUCUGGCAUUAACGCGACCAUCGCCGACCUUCGAACCUUGAAGAGCACCUUGAGAAACUUGAAGGAACGCUGCGACGAAAUUCCCCAGGAGCUCCAACUUCAACUCGAUGUCAAUGCAGCUGGGCUGAGGAAUCAACAGAUCCAAUUCUACUUGGAUGCAGCCAAGCUCAGCAAGCAACAGCAUCAGCUUAAUCUUGACGCAGCCACCCAGGCGGAAAGAGUGGCGCGCCUCAAUCAACAAUUCUCAUGGAUGAUGCUAGUUUUCGUCUCGCCUAUAGCACUGGCGGCGAACUUCUUCUCCAUGGACUCCAAAGUCAUUCCGUUCGUGAAGCCGAACUUUGGAUCUUUUGCAGCCUUGGUUGUAGCCUUCGCGGGGCUAGGAACUGCCAUCCAGGCGGUUUUGAGCAAGUGGCCCAAAGUCGUUGACCCGGUCCAGAAAUUCUACUCAGAGUUGGUCGAUACCAUGUCACGACUUCCGCGACGAGCCAGGAAUGUGCCUGGUGACGAGGAGGAUGUGAACAGUACAACCCCGUCAUCGAUACCAGGCACCCCGGAAAGUCGGCCGGCAUACAACAAAGCUGAACAAGACGGCGACAGCGGCUCUGAGUGCCCUCGCAGCACCGACCUUCUCUUACGCCCACGCGGGGGUGUUGAUCCUGCCGCGCCUGAUUAG
Messenger RNA from Cladophialophora psammophila CBS 110553, 699 nucleotides. RefSeq lists its product as uncharacterized. Bases 1 to 699 code for a protein of 232 amino acids. The record is from RefSeq and is a predicted model, not a curated record. The transcript is spliced from 3 exons. Lineage: Eukaryota; Fungi; Ascomycota; Eurotiomycetes; Chaetothyriales; Herpotrichiellaceae.